Molecule: messenger RNA, 4133 nt
Organism: Pristis pectinata (smalltooth sawfish)
Lineage: Eukaryota; Metazoa; Chordata; Chondrichthyes; Rhinopristiformes; Pristidae
Product: sodium- and chloride-dependent creatine transporter 1-like
Exons: 15
Coding region: 261-2285 (674 amino acids)
Biological process (GO): sodium ion transmembrane transport
Cellular component (GO): membrane
Source: RefSeq, a predicted model, not a curated record
CAAUCAGCGGCCGGUGGGCGGCUCCCGGGCCGGGCCGGCCCGUCAAAAGCCGAGCGCCGGCGCCAGUGCGGGCCAGUCUGAUGGGGACCCGGCUGAGAGAGCAGGGCAGCUCGGCUCCGCGCACCCCGGCAUCCCGGCCCCGGCCCCGGCCCCGGGACCCGCGUCCAUGAGAUUCUUCAGACUAACCUUCAAGUGUUUCGUGGAUUGUUUCUGAAGCUGCCGAGCGCCGGCUCCCUGCUCACCGUCUCCUCGCCAGCACAAUGCGCCCAGACUCUCCGCCGCGUCCUUCAGGCAGUCCCUCAGGAUCGAGGAUGACUUGCUUCCAGUCCCGUUCUGGGGGUUCUGAGGCGACUGAUGAAGUCGAUGUGGGACCCGCAGACUCUACCACAGAUGGGUACAGCUGUGCCAGUGUACCUGAAGCUGAGACUGCCGAGCUGGUGGCUGACCCAGAAUCCGGGCACGAAGACAAGUCAGUGCUGACUCCUCUUGUCACCAAUGGUUGUGUCAAAGAUGCGGCAGUGGAACGGGAGACCUGGACCCGGCAGAUGGACUUCAUCAUGUCCUGUGUGGGCUUUGCUGUCGGCCUGGGCAACAUCUGGAGGUUUCCCUACCUGUGCUAUAAGAAUGGAGGUGGAGUUUUCCUCAUUCCGUACCUGCUGAUUGUUUUGGUGGGAGGAAUUCCUGUCUUUUUCUUGGAGAUUGCACUGGGACAGUUCAUGAAGCAAGGUGGUGUUGGCGCCUGGAACAUUGCACCUCUCUUCAAAGGCCUGGGCUUCGCCUCCAUGGUGAUUGUGUUCUUCUGUAACACCUACUACAUCAUGGUGCUGGCAUGGGGACUGUACUAUCUCAUCCACUCCUUCACCAACAACCUGCCCUGGGCCACCUGUGGCAACACAUGGAACACUCCGGAAUGUACCGAGGACUUCCAGCACAGUCAGUGCCACAACACGACCAUCGUCAACUCCACUGCCUUCACCAUCAGCUGCGAGGAGCUGGCAGACAAACGGUCGCCCAUUAUCGAGUUCUGGGAGAGGAGAGUUCUGCGGAUCACGGGUGGAAUCGAUCAACUUGGGACGAUCAACUGGCAGAUGCUACUGUGUGUCCUCGCCACCUGGAUCAUCGUCUACUUCUGUAUCUGGAAAGGCGUGAAGUCAACGGGGAAGGUUGUGUACUUCACUGCCUUAUUUCCUUACCUUGUCCUGGUCAUCCUCCUUGCCCACGGGGUAUCCCUGCCAGGAGCUCUGGACGGCAUCAUUUACUACCUGAAACCGGACUGGUCCAAACUGGGUGAAGCUCAGGUUUGGAUUGAUGCAGGAACCCAGAUCUUUUUCUCAUAUGCGAUUGGAUUAGGAGCACUUACAGCACUAGGCAGCUACAAUCGUUUUAACAACAACUGCUACAGAGAUGCCUACCUCUUGGCACUGAUCAACAGCACCACCAGCUUCUUCUCGGGGUUUGUCGUCUUCUCUGUGCUGGGCUUCAUGGCGUCCGAGCAAGGAGUGGACAUCUCCAAGGUGGCAGAGUCUGGGCCGGGCCUGGCCUUCAUCGCCUACCCCAAGGCAGUGACCCUGAUGCCAGUCGCUCCUCUCUGGGCCGCCCUCUUCUUCUUCAUGCUGUUGGUGCUGGGGCUGGACAGUCAGUUUGUGGGUGUGGAAGGGUUCAUCACCGGUAUCAUGGACCUGUUCCCUGCCUCGAUGGCCGGGAGUGUCCGCAGGGAGGUGGUGGUGGCCGUCUGUUGUCUGAUCUGUUUCGUCAUCGACCUGUCCAUGGUGACUGACGGGGGAAUGUACAUCUUCCAGCUCUUUGAUUACUACUCAGCCAGUGGGAUCACCCUCCUUUGGCAAGCGUUCUGGGAGUGUGUUGUUGUAGCCUGGGUCUACGGUGCGGACCGCUUCAUCAGUGACAUUGCCUGGAUGAUCGGGUACCGUCCCUUACCCUGGAUAAAGUGGUGUUGGCUGUUCAUCACCCCCUGCGUCUGUGUGGGAAUCUUCCUGUUUCACAUUGUGAACUACAAACCUCUGACGUACAACAAGACCUACGUGUACCCCUGGUGGGGAGAGACUGUCGGCUGGAUCCUGGCGCUGGCUUCAAUGGUCUGCAUCCCCGCCACUGUGCUGAUCAAACUGCUCUGCAGCGAAGGGUCUCUGCGAGAGCGCUGGAAGCAGCUGACCACCCCAGUGUGGGGCUCACACCACCUGCAGUACAUGACCAUGGAGACAUCCCUGAAGUACCUGGCUCCUGAGGGAGUGUCCCAGAGCCACAAGGAGAAGGAGACAGCCAUCUAGCAGGGUCAGAGCCUCGGCCCCGAACACUCUGCAGAUCAUCCAACCCGUCCCAUUCACACCCUGCUUCAGCAUCUUACGGUGUUUCGUACAGAAUGUGAGCCUUCAGUUCCAGUAAUGGUUGUGUUUUGUUUGGACGCAUCCUUUGCUUUGUGAAUAUGCAGUGACUAUGGAACCACACCUGUGAACAUCGCCCAGAUGUUGAACCUGCCUGGUUUCGUCCCCUAGAUAAUGAGAUGUAUCCAACUGUCAUAACCAAUCGAGACUCGCCACCUUCUUAUUGGUCGAAAUAGGACAACACAAUGCCGACAUUUACUCCAACCGGAUUGUUUCAGAGGGACGUCAGGAGGGGCUUCAUCUGAUGGCUGGUGUGAGGAACCACGUGGAAGAGAUGGGGGUGAUGCCCAUAGCAGGUUUGGAAGUUUAGGCAGGAGAAUUUUCUUUAGACAGGCCAAGUUCCACCUGGAAUAGGUUGACAGGUUCAGGACAGACUGACUCACUUCCCGAAAGACAGGGAGUAAAUGGCAGACAGCAGGGUUGGUGUUGAGGGAUAAGUAAGAUGACCCUUGAUGUGAUGGCUUGCUUCUGUCAGCUCUCUCUGCCAUGGCAGCCUGUGUUGGGUUGUCUAUUGCUGAAUGUAGGCUCUAGCUCCAUCUCCUCCCUUGGUGGCUGGUUGUCCCAGUGCCGGCUCAGGCUGUGACAGCAGACAUUGCACUGCCGCUGAUUGUCCUCAACCUGGUCAUGGUUCUGCAUCUAAACCACCCCCUUCAUAAGCUCAGAACAUCCCAAAGCACUUGAUGGCUGCAGAGUAGUUUGGAAGUGUAGUCACUGUUGUGAUCACACAGUCAGCAAAGCGACAAUGACCAGAUAAAGUUAAAACAGAAAAUGCUGGAAACACUCAGCAGGUCAGGCAGCGUCUAUGGCAAGAAACGCAGAGGUGAUAUUUCAGGUCGGAGACCCUUCGUCAGAACUGGAAAGGAGGUGAAAGAAGCGUGUGAGUCUGCUGGGAGGGUGGACGAGGGGGGUGUCUGACAGGUGACGGUAAGUCCAGGGUGACCAUUGGCAUGAGCUGCAAACAAGGUCAGUGAGUGAAUGGGAGCAGAUAGGGGGUGAGAACAUGGACAGAGGGAUGUAGGGGUUGUGAAAUGCAGAGCAGGAGGAUUUUCAUGACCAGAUUAUUAUGAGGAAUGAGUUGACAGGACUCUGGGGAGAUCUUCCCUGCCCUUCUUUGUAUAGUGCCAUGGAAUCUGAUAUCUCCACCUGAGAGAAGAGACAGGACCUUCCUUUCACGUGUCAGCCAAGACUUUGUGCUCAGGUCUCUGCAGCUGGGCUUGGACCCCUGGCCUUCCAGCUCAGAGGCAAGAGCACAACCCGGGAGCCAAGGCUGACACCCAACUGUCUUCUCCUUCACCCGAGCAUUGGCUGGCUUUGACGUAAUGUCUUCUGCUGUUGAUGGAUGGGGAGCUGUCAGGGGUUGGUCAGCUCCAAUCUUCCCUGGAGGAGUUCUGCUGCUCCUCACUCUGUCAAAGCUUUGGUCAAAGACAUACAGUGUUGGUGGUCCCUCUGUGUGGACCACAGUACUUGGAGUAUCGCUGAAUGUGCCAAAGUUCCACAAGACUUUCACUGGGAAAAGGGAAGGAGGGUUGGGAAAGAUGGAAAGGUCUGCUACUGACUGGAGAGGGAGUGAGUGCCUCUGUCAGCGACGAUCAGGGCUGUGACACUAUGACCAGAGGUGUUCCACUCCUGCAGGGACCACUUGCUCUUUCCCAUCUUCGCCUGUCUGUGGGUCAUUAAUGGAACAAGAAAAGCUCGCUCUAGCUUACACGAUGCAAUAAAUUUUUGAAAGUUGUG